This is a messenger RNA of Nelumbo nucifera (sacred lotus), 919 nucleotides long. RefSeq names its product RING-H2 finger protein ATL80. The record is from RefSeq and is a predicted model, not a curated record. NCBI's taxonomy places the organism in Eukaryota, Viridiplantae, Streptophyta, Magnoliopsida, Proteales, Nelumbonaceae.
UGGAUAAAAAACGAAAAACCCUCUCCAUUUUUUCAUUUCCGCCGAAACACACACACCUUCACCUUCCCCCUUUCUCUCUGUCUGUCUGUUUGUUUGUCUGUCUCCCAACCUGUGUAGCAAUGACAAUUCGGUUGAGAAUUCUCGCAGGCGUCAAUUCGUCGACGGCAGACCCGCCAAGCUCCGUCGAGGUGGACUCGGACUUCGUCGUCAUCCUGGCAGCUCUUUUAUGUGCCCUAAUUUGCGUCGUGGGCCUCGUGGCCGUAGCUCGUUGCGCUUGGCUCCGCCGAGUCUCGGGCGGGGCUGCAGGAAGCGGCCGCACUCAGCCUCAGGCUCCGGCCAACAAAGGCCUAAAAAAGAAGAUCCUCCGUUCACUCCCGAAACAAACCUUCAAUGGAGGAGGAGACCUGAAUGGGAACGGGAAGUUCGUCGACUGUGUAAUUUGCUUGACGGAAUUCGUGGAGGGGGAUGAGAUCCGAGUCUUGCCGCAGUGUGGGCACGCGUUCCACGUCGGAUGCAUAGACACGUGGCUGGGGUCCCAUUCGUCCUGUCCCUCAUGUCGUCAGAUUCUGGUGGUUGCCAGGUGUCAAAAGUGCGGCGGCUUCCCGGAGACCUCCGGCUCGGCGGCGGCAGUUGACACGGAGUUGGGAUUGAAGGGCAGAGAAGAUGAUGUGAACAGUUUCUUGCCCUGACAAGUGUUUCCGAUUCCGACUCCGUCCACUACACCACUUUACCUUAAUUACCCUCCUCCUCCUCCUGUCCUGUUGUAUAAAUAAUCCUUUUAAUUUCAUUUAAAAAAAAAAGAAAAAAAGAAUUGUAAUUUCUUUAUUUUUGCUUCUGUACGUAUUUUAGAAUUUAAAAAGGAUAAUUAGAAUUUUAUGUUGUUUGAUUCUGCUUUCAAUGAAAAGAUAAUUAACUUGGA